Doryrhamphus excisus (bluestripe pipefish) is the source of this 7061-nucleotide messenger RNA. Lineage: Eukaryota; Metazoa; Chordata; Actinopteri; Syngnathiformes; Syngnathidae. The record is from RefSeq and is a predicted model, not a curated record.
CCGCAUGGCAGUUUUCUUGACUGCUCCAAACACAGAGCCUUUAAAUCAAAUUAAAGCAUAUAAUUAAGUUUUCAAGAAGGAAAAAAGCCGCAGCAGUUGUAGGGUUUGCUCUCCCAAGAAAAAAAAGAUAUACUAAUUUGAGAAUUGCGUGUAUCUUUCAGAGCUGCUUCAUGAGAACAUGAACUGAUUUAUCAUUGAUUUAUCAACCAAAUUAUAUAACGUCAUUCAGAUCAAUUCUAUACAGCAAACCUUGGUUUUCAUACACCCCGGUUUUCGACCAAUCGUCUCUGAAGUCAGCGUAACAAGUUCCCAAACCCCACGUGUUGUUGACUCACUGUUUUAUUCUGACUGUAAAAUAACCCACCACGGGGCCCAAGAAAGUUACGCGUGUUAGAAGGUGCUAAAUACAAUUUAAUUUGAUGUCUGCAUCAACAAUAAGUUCCACUUAUUCCACUUAAGUUUUUGCAUGUAAAAUUGUAAUUAUUCUCUAUAAAAAUAUUUUUGUUAGUAUUGUUGGGUGUCUGGAACUGAUUCAUGGAUUUACAUUACAUUCACUUAUACAUAUAAAUAUCAUAGAUAUAAAUACCUUGUGGUCGUUUUCAUGGCUUCACUAAACAUGAUCUCUUCUAUUGUGCAGGUGAAUCAUCACCUCUCUUUUCCUCUCAUGCAAAAAAAAAAAAAAAACCAAAACAUAAAAUAUUUUUAGGGAUCGGGCGUUCGGGUUGGAAAAAAACAUAUAAAGUUAAUUAUUAGUAUCAACCACAUUCUGCCUUUUUGCUCUAUAAUUCAAUUUUUUUGGUGUUUAAUUCUAUUUCUAGCCCUGUGAUUGGCUGGCGACCAGUCCAGGGUGUACCCCGCCUCUUGCUCGAAGACAGCUGGCAUAGGCUCCAGCACCCCCGCGACCCUCGUGAGGAAAAAGCGGUAGAAAAUGAAUGAAUUCUAUUUCUACAUUGUGCCACGGGCCAAUAAAUAACAAACUAUGGGCCACAAAUGGCCCUUGGGUCACACUUUGGACACCCCAGUCUUAUAGUGACUUCUCUGAUCACGCUGGAGUUUUACUGUUUUUAGUGUGUUUGCUUACCUUAAACACUUUUUCUAAUGAGGAUCUCAAAGAAACGCUUAAAACCACGUGUACCUGUGGUGAGGUGGCAGCUGAAGUAAACUUAGGAUCAAUUCUGAUCUCUAAGACACGACGGCUACCAUAAAACUGACUAUCCAUUCAUCUAAUAUCUUCCACUUUUCCAUCGUUCAUGUGGCCCCCUGAUUCAUUAAACGGGAUGAUUCUUUAAGCCUAAUACUAAUAAAAGGAAUCAAACUGUGGGAACAUAGCAUGUCCAUCCAUGGCUCCCCAUCUUGUGUCAAAUAUUUCCUGUUUAAGUUUUCCAAAGCAGCACACGGAAGGUCGAGCAGCUACAGUUUCAUAUUUACUUUUCACAUUUCUGGUCUUCAAAAAUACAUUGCCCCUGGUUAUGGCUGACCUUGUGUGCUGGUGCAUGAGGACAUACUGUAUAUGUGUGUGUAGUACGUCCUUAUUGUAAUACUCACGUCAUUAAUCUCUUCACACAACAUAGUCAAAAAGACAAACCCCAACACACAUACACACAUACACACGCUGCAUCUGGAAAUCAUAACAGGGAGAUCCCCGUCCUGUGAUUGUAUAUGUGGGCGAGAGAGCAGGAAGGGGUUAAAAUGGCUGAAACGUUUGGGGAAGGCAGAACCCAUGCUGGCUUGGAUCCCGCCCUCUUUCUUAGCGCUGACCUCAGACUCAAACUUGUUCCCCUUGUGUGUGAUACACACACACACACACACACACACACACACACAUACGCACUUGCUGGGUCACAUGCCCAUACACACAUAUACACACAUUUACACACAUAUACACACAUAUAGUGUUUAUAUCUACACGCACAUUCUGCUGAGAAGUGACCGGAAGGAAAGGAAGGACCUGUUUGUGUUUGUUGUGUGAUUAAAAGGUGCAGCAGCCGAAGGGGAGCGGAGGAAGCAGAGUGAAAUAGAAGAAGAGCGAGAGAGAGCGAGAGAGAGAGAGAAAGAGAGAGAGAGAGCAGACACAUCCAAAGGCAGAAGGGGGGCGAGGGCAGCAGCGCCACAUUUAGACCUGAAGCAAAGACGAGAUGCACACCGGGGACCCAUUAAUGGAGCACCACUGAGUGGGAUGCAAGCCUUUCUUUUUAAACCUGCUGCGGGGCAGAAACAAGACGGACAGCAGGAAGUGGGCUGCUGACACUCGAGGAAUCCAGGUGCUCAGGAAGUCAUUUAUUCCAAAUUCAUUCCCAGCAUGGAUUGCAUCACCCGAGUCGGACCGGCUCUGCUCGGGGACCACUGCUCCUAGAACCUGGGGGGGGGGGGGGGGUCCACUCCCGCCAGGGGGAAUGACAACUCCAGAGAAGGUGCAGAGAGCCGGACGAACGAGGAACCUGCCUGGGGUUUCCAGGCAUGAGAGCAGCCCCGAGCCGAGGAGAAGAAGCCAGCGGUCCAGAGCAGGAGGCUGACGACUGACGAAGGAAUCAUGAGUGUGCCAACCAACUGUGGGUUCUGUUACUCCAUGGAGCGGACUAUCACCGUGCGGAGCGGGAACAUCUGGGGAUCACCGUGUGCCGUCAACAGGCCCAUUGACAUCAUACAGAAACACAGGCGCUUUGACGUGGAGAAUGGAUUGUCAGUGGGGCGCAGUCCCUUGGACCCUCAGGCCAGCCCGGGUUCUGGUCUGGUCCUCCAGGCCAACUUUCCCCAUAGUCAGCGGCGGGAAUCUUUCCUCUACCGCUCGGACUCUGACUUCGACUUGUCCCCCAAGGGUCCUUCCAAAAACUCCUCCACUGCAACUGACCUGGAAGAAAGCUUGAAGCACUGGGAGGUCAACUGGUUAUCAUCUCGACAUACAGAAGACAUGAUUGUCACACCAUUUGCACAGGUCCUCGCCAGCCUGAGGACAGUCCGCAGUAAUUUUGCGGUCAUCACCGGCCAGCAAGAUCGGCCAGCCAGCAAGACACGAUCAUCUGGCAGCAACCCGCCAUCCAUGUGUAAGACCAGUCUCGCAGAGGAGCCCCACCAGCAGUUGGCUAUUGAGACUCUGGAUGAGCUGGACUGGUGCCUUGAACAACUGGAGACCCUGAAGACCCGACACUCUGUCAGCGAGAUGGCGUCCAACAAGUUCAAGAGGAUGCUGAACCGAGAGCUCAGCCAGCUGUCAGAAACCAGUCGCUCUGGGAACCAAGUCUCUGAGUUCAUCUCUAGUACCUUCCUAGAGAAGCCACAUGACAUGGACAUCCUGGCUCCAACCACCAAGGAGGAGAAGAAGAAGCGACCCAUGUCCCAGAUCAGCGGUGUCAAAAAGGCCACGCACAGCCCCAGCCUUGCACCCUCUACCAUCCCUCGCUUUGGGGUCAGCACCAGCAAGGAAGGUCUCCUUGCCAAGGAAUUGGAGGACAUUAACAGAUGGGGGAUUGACAUCUUUAAGAUCUCAGAGUAUUCUGGCAAUCGUCCACUCACGGUCACCAUGUACACCGUUUUCCAGGAACGCGACCUUCUCAAGUCUUUCAAGAUUCCGACAGACACUUUCAUCACAUUCAUGAUGACUUUGGAGGAUCACUACCAUGCAGACGUGGCGUAUCACAACAACAUCCACGCCGCCGACGUUGUCCAGUCCACACACGUGCUGCUUUCCACGCCUGCACUAGAGGCUGUGUUCACCGAUUUGGAGAUCCUCGCUGCUCUGUUUGCCAGCGCCAUCCAUGAUGUGGAUCACCCUGGAGUUUCCAACCAGUUUCUCAUUAACACCAAUUCCGAGCUGGCGUUGAUGUAUAAUGAUUCGUCCGUGUUGGAGAAUCACCACUUGGCAGUUGGCUUCAAGCUUCUGCAGGAGGACAACUGUGACAUCUUUCAGAAUCUCAGCAAGAAACAGAGACACUCACUUCGUAAAAUGGUCAUCGACAUGGUGUUAGCCACUGAUAUGUCCAAACACAUGAACCUGCUGGCAGACCUAAAAACCAUGGUGGAGACCAAGAAGGUUACCAGUUUAGGCGUUCUGCUGCUGGACAAUUACUCAGACCGCAUACAGGUUCUUCAGAACAUGGUGCACUGCGCUGACCUGAGUAACCCCACCAAGCCGCUGGAGUUGUACCGACAGUGGACUGACAGGAUCAUGGUGGAGUUCUUCACCCAAGGGGACAGGGAACGAGACAAGGGCAUGGAGAUCAGCCCCAUGUGUGACAAACACAACGCCUCCAUUGAGAAGAGCCAGGUGGGUUUCAUUGAUUAUAUCGUUCAUCCUCUGUGGGAGACGUGGGCCGACCUUGUUCACCCCGAUGCACAAGAGAUCCUUGACACGCUGGAGGACAACAGAGAGUGGUACCAGAGCAUGAUCCCCCACAGUCCCUCACCCAACCCUGAAGAACCACAGGAAGGAGGUCUUACUGGUGAAGCUUCUGGCUUUUGUGUCGGCGGCAGCACCGCAUCCACCGACAAGUUCCAGUUUGAGUUGACCUUGGAGGAGGAGGAGGGAGAGUCGGAUACUGAGAGCCCGCCCGAGGAAGAGGAGGGCUGCGGCAGUUACAGAGGGACUGAAGUGUCCAGAACUGAUUCUGGUGGCGGAUUUGAUGCUCACCCACCUCCCACAACGAUCACUACUGAUGCAACAAGGACGUUUUCUGAUAAAGACAUGGCAGCACAAAGAGGGACAGACCCCGAAGCGCCGUCUGGGGUAUCAGACAUCAGACUCGACUCAUAGCACCCAUCCCAAGUUCCUUCAGCCAUUUCUUUUGUGUUUAUUUUUCAUCUUGAUUUCAGUGCCUCCUCCUUUAUGACUCUUCGACACCCCCUCUCCCACUCCACACCACUUUCACCGUCGUUUCCACAGACAGGGUGCCUGCAGCAGCAACUCGGGUUGUGAGGUGCUGAGAAGGAGGCCUGCAGUUGAAGCACUAAAGGAAAGCAGAUAGACUUGAGGCCACUAGAGGACAGGAAUCAGGUUGCUGACUGGUCCUCUCUGUUGUGUCAGUGAGGCACACUGUGGAUAUUCCACUGAGACUAUUGUCCACCACGAAUGAAUUGUCUUCCUCUUUCUAGCGUUUUUAUAAACAAGGCGAGGAAGCGAUGAGUGAUAUGAGAUCACAAUGACAUCAGAUACUUGAAAAUGUUUCACCUUUCAUUCAAGAGUCCUCUUCGGUUUUGAUCCGUUGACUCGUUUGUGUUUUGCCUGACUUUUAAUGUUGCUUUUUAUUUCGGGCCACAGUCAAAUUGAUGCAAGCAAAGCACAUGCAGAUCAGAGCUAUGCACACUGUAACGUAGGAAGCGUGAAAUGUAGCAGACAUUUUUGAGUGACUGCUGUAUAUGAGCUUGACUAAAAGAAUAAUUUAAACAAAACGAAAUUAAUUCAAUUCAUUUACUUUAAAUCUCUAAAGCCCUGAACGCGUCAUACUGUCAGAAAUGAGCCAAACAAGACAGUCAGGGACUAACGUCCAAAGCAAUGUGGUCUGUGUGCAUGGUGCCACCUAGUGUUGAAAACUAGUACAAGAUUAUUUGCACGGCUUGCAUGGAACAUAUAUUCAAAAUGUGUUCCCCUGCAGCGCCCCCCCACCCAACCCCCAUGCAAAUAUCAUCUGCUUCUGCUUUGUUACUAUUUAAAUGAUAUUUGCUUUUAUUUUAAAGUCUAUAUUUUGACACCCAUUGUAUCAGUUUGCCUUCAGGUUUGAGCACUUUAGAGUUUUAUUUAAGGCUGGCCCCUCAUUGUAAUUGGGAAGGGCUUUGAUUCAAACCACAAGCACAUGGAGGCUGCUGACUGAAAGACUAAAUGGCUGGAGAUCAUGCAAACACUACAUCCAAAAUGUAGGAAGGAUUGCGUUUUAAAAACACACAGGGCCGCAUCUUUGUAACUGUAAAACCAAAUGUGAGGCCGUUCCCUCUUGUUAAUCAAUAUUUUGCUCUUCAUCACACAAGUCAAUGACAAAACAAGUGCCAGGCUAGCAUGACACAACCCGUACUGUAGUUUCCAUAUUGCCACCGGCUACUUUCCACCAGCAAGUUGGUUGAUUGUAGCACCUCGUGCCAACCUGACCCCAGCGUCUCUGUCCCUUGUCAGCUUUUCAAACUGUACAUGAUAUUGUCUUAAAACGGUGAUGUGUUUUUGUAUGUGAGAGUGAAUGAUGGGGUGGACUUUUUUUUUUUUUAGAUGUAUUUGCUAAUAAAAAAAAAAAACCAAAGCACUUUGUAUAGUACUUUUACAAUGAUGUACCUCCAUUAGAGUUGAACAUGUAUAAUGUGACCAUUGGUGGUUGAGUGGAAAUCCUGGGCUACACCACUACAGCUCUUAAAGGUUGGUUGGAGGGACUGAAGUUUGUUUAGUUUUUUUUUGUCUGAUGCACACAAGAGAUGAACAGUCUCUUAGUUUUACCACAAAUCAAUCCUGUUUAAUGUGUGAACAAGCUUUUAUUUCUUCUUUCUGCCUUAUUUUCACACCUGGAUGUUUCUUUCAUGCUGGAGGAAAAUGUGUGCAAUGCUUUCUGUAGCCAUUAACAGACCAACGCUCCAGGAUGCCUUCAAAACUAAGGACUAUCUCACAGCAUCUUCACCAGAACAACAUGCAACAGGGUUCUGUUUAUGUUUUGUCUUGUACAUGUUCCUCACAUUGAUCCGUGUACAGUUUAUUUAUUAUUUCCGUACAAUGGAAAAGUAGUGUUUAAGGUUUAGUCCUUAUUUGUAGUUUGAUUUGGCAGAAUGACUUCUGGGACAGGUUACUCGACUUUUUUCCUCCACUUUUCACAUUUUAACAGCAAUUAACAUACAUAAGCAAAGUUACACAUUUUCAUGUUUUGUCUGUAUGCAAACUAGUUGAGUGUCAGCUUUUUGAAACAUUUCUCCUUUUUACUGUCUUCUCUGUUGUCAUUGCACACCAAUAUUCGUGGAGGUUAUGGUCCAUUCUGUGACAAUUUUAUAGUGGUUCUAAAAGUCAUCAGAGAUCAGAAUUUCUAUACCACAGCUUUGACAAUCCAAUCUGUUGUUUAACUGCGGGUGUUUUUGCCCUCUUUCCAACUAGAACUGUAUGC